Messenger RNA from Condylura cristata (star-nosed mole), 2287 nucleotides. RefSeq names its product prolyl endopeptidase-like (gene PREPL). Lineage: Eukaryota; Metazoa; Chordata; Mammalia; Eulipotyphla; Talpidae. The record is from RefSeq and is a predicted model, not a curated record. The coding region runs from base 33 to 2216 and encodes 727 amino acids. Gene Ontology annotation, biological process: proteolysis. Gene Ontology annotation, cellular component: Golgi apparatus; cytoskeleton. Gene Ontology annotation, molecular function: serine-type endopeptidase activity. The transcript is spliced from 14 exons.
CCCCAAAGGGAGAAUAACCAGGGACUUAUAUCAUGCAGCAGAAGAGCAAAUUAUUUCUCCAAGCUUUCAAAUAUAGUAUUCCUCACCUUGGGAAAUGCAUGCAGAAACAGCAUGUGAAUCACUGUAACUUCGCUGACCAUUAUUACAAUAGAAUAAAGUUGAAAAAAUAUCACCUAACAAAGUAUCUGCAGAAUAAGGCCAAGAUAUCAGAGUUAGCAAGAAACAUCCCAAGUCGGAGCUUCUCGUGUAAGGAUUUUCUGCCUGUUAAACAAGAAAAGGAAAAACCCCAUCCAGAAAACAUGGAUGCAUUUGAAAAAGUGAGAACAAAGUUAGAAACACAACCACAAGAAGAAUAUGAAAUCAUCAAUGCAGAGAUUAAACAUGGUGGUUUCGUUUAUUAUCAAGAAGGUUGCUGCUUGGUUCGUUCCAAAGAUGAAGAAGCAGACAAUGAUAAUUAUGAAGUGUUAUUCAAUUUGGAGGAACUUAAAUUAGACCAGCCCUUCAUUGAUUGUAUCAGAGUUGCUCCUGACGAGAAAUAUGUAGCUGCCAAGAUAAGAACUGAAGAUUCUGAAGCAUCUACUUGCAUAGUUGUGAAGCUCAGUGAUCAGCCUGUAAUGGAAGCUUCCUUCCCAAAUGUGUCCAGCUUUGAAUGGGUAAAAGAUGAAGAAGAGGAAGAUGUUUUAUUCUACACCUUCCAGAGGAAUCUUCGCUGUCAUGAUGUGUAUCGAGCCACUUUUGGUGAUAACAAACGUAAUGAACGUUUCUACACAGAAAAAGACCCAAGCUAUUUUGUCUUCCUUUAUCUUACAAAAGAUAGCCGUUUCCUCACCAUAAAUAUCAUGAACAAGACCACUUCUGAAGUGUGGUUGAUAGAUGGCUUAAGUCCGUGGGACCCACCAGUGCUUAUCCAGAAGCGAAUACAUGGAGUCCUUUACUACAUUGAACACAGAGAUGAUGAGUUAUAUAUUCUCACUAAUGUUGGUGAACCCACAGAAUUCAAGCUCAUGAGGACAGCAGCCGAUACUCCUGCUAUUAUGAAUUGGGAUUUAUUUUUCACAAUGAAGAGAAAUACCAAAGUCGUAGACUUGGACAUGUUUAAGGAUCAUUGUGUUCUAUUCCUGAAGCACAGCAAUCUGCUUUAUGUUAAUGUGAUUGGUCUGGCUGAUGAUUCAGUUCGGUCUCUCAAGCUCCCUCCUUGGGCCUGUGGAUUCAUACUGGACACAAAUUCGGACCCAAAGAACUGCCCCUUUCAGCUUUGCUCCCCCAUCCGUCCCCCAAAAUAUUAUACAUAUAAAUUUGCAGAAGGCAAACUGUUUGAGGAAACUGGUCAUGAAGACCCAAUCACAAAGACUAGUCGUGUCUUACGUAUAGAAGCUAAAAGCAAGGAUGGAAAAGCAGUGCCGAUGACCAUCUUCCACAAAACGGAUUCUGAGGACUUGCAGAAGAAGCCUCUCCUGGUACACGUAUAUGGAGCUUAUGGAAUGGAUUUGAAAAUGAAUUUCAGGCCUGAAAGGCGGGUCUUGGUGGAUGAUGGAUGGAUACUGGCAUAUUGCCACGUUCGGGGUGGUGGUGAGUUAGGCCUCCAGUGGCAUGCUGAUGGCCGCCUAACUAAAAAACUCAAUGGCCUUGCUGACUUAGAGGCUUGCAUUAAGACGCUUCAUGGCCAAGGCUUUUCUCAGCCAAGUCUAACAACCCUGACUGCUUUCAGUGCUGGAGGGGUGCUUGUGGGAGCAUUGUGUAACUCUAAUCCAGAGCUCCUGAGAGCUGUGACAUUGGAGGCCCCUUUCCUGGAUGUCCUCAACACCAUGAUGGACACUACACUGCCUCUGACCGUGGAAGAACUAGAAGAAUGGGGGAAUCCUUCUUCUGAUGAAAAACACAAGAACUACAUCAAACGUUACUGUCCCUAUCAAAAUAUUAAACCUCAGCAUUAUCCUUCGAUUCACAUCACAGCUUAUGAAAAUGAUGAGCGUGUACCUCUGAAAGGAAUUGCAAACUACGCUGACAAACUCAAGGAAGCUGUCGCAGAGCAUGCUAAGGACGCUGGUGAAGGCUAUCAGGCCCCCAAUAUUGUUUUAGAUGUUCAGCCUGGCGGCAAUCAUGUGAUUGAGGAUUCUCAUAAAAAGAUUACAGCCCAAAUUAAAUUCCUGUACGAGGAACUUGGACUUGACAGCACCAGUGUGUUCGAGAAUCUUAAGAAAUAUUUAAAAUUCUGAAAUGCUGCAUUCAAGAGGAAUUGGAAACACACCGAAAUAUUUCAGUUCUAUGUCCAGUUGAGUUAGCAAAA